This is a messenger RNA of Fusarium vanettenii 77-13-4, 558 nucleotides long. RefSeq lists its product as uncharacterized. NCBI's taxonomy places the organism in Eukaryota, Fungi, Ascomycota, Sordariomycetes, Hypocreales, Nectriaceae. The coding region runs from base 1 to 558 and encodes 185 amino acids. The record is from RefSeq and is a predicted model, not a curated record. The transcript has a single exon.
AUGAAGGUCUUCACUCUCCUCGUGCCUCUUCUCUCCGCACCACUGGCCUUUGCCGCCCCCGGCGACUAUGGCUAUGGCUAUGGAAACACCAAGACCGUGACGGCCACCGUCACUGUCACGAAAAACUACCCCCAACCUCCUGUCACCAAGACCAAGACCUUGACAGUGACUCAGCCCGCCGUCACCAAGACCGAAACGGUCUACAAGCACAAGCCCCCAGUCACCAAGACCAUCACCGUCACCCAGCCUCCCGUCACUGUGACCAAGCCUCCGGUUACCGUGACCAAGCCUCCCGUCACUAUCACCAAGCCCCCAGUGACCAAGACCGAGACCGUGUACAAGCACAAGACUGUCACUGUGACGCAGCCCGCGAUCACCAAGACCAAGACCAUCACCGUCACAAAGACCGUGACCGAAUAUCCUCGCAAGACCCACGACAAGCCCGGCUACGGCAACCCUGGCUAUGGCAACCCCGGCUACGGCAACGGUGGCGGCAAGGACAAGGACAAGGACGGAGGUAAGAAACUCACAGAUUCUUUGAGACAUGAGAGUUGCUAA